Molecule: messenger RNA, 5386 nt
Organism: Triplophysa dalaica
Lineage: Eukaryota; Metazoa; Chordata; Actinopteri; Cypriniformes; Nemacheilidae
Gene: sgms1b
Product: sphingomyelin synthase 1b
Exons: 6
Coding region: 2383-3636 (417 amino acids)
Biological process (GO): ceramide biosynthetic process; sphingomyelin biosynthetic process
Cellular component (GO): Golgi membrane; endoplasmic reticulum membrane
Molecular function (GO): ceramide cholinephosphotransferase activity; protein binding; sphingomyelin synthase activity
Source: RefSeq, a predicted model, not a curated record
GCGAAUGUGUAGCUCAUUCAUGUUGGGAAUAUCUUGGGAAUGUUUAACAGGAAUAUUUGUAGUUUGUACUUGAAGUCACAAGUAUGCUCAUUAAUGCAUUUGUAUAAAAGAUUAUAGCUGACGAACCCUGAAGUUAUUCUGGGGGAAAAUGUAGUUAAUGUAUAGCUCGCUUCUGUGUCAGUUAGUAUUCUUAGAAGCGCAUGACACAUUAUGACUUUGAACAGGUGACGCGCGAACCAUCAACAAUGUUUUGGAUUUCAUACUUCAUCAGAUUUUCCAUUUCUCUCACUGAAGAUUUAACACACCAUUUACAUUUGUUAUGUAUGUAUGUUCCCUGGAAGUAUAUAAUUACUUCUUGAAAUGACAUGUGGGAGAUGUAGUUCUCCGUCGCAUGUUUGUAGUCGUUACGAGUACUCUGUGUGGCAUCUAAAUAUACAAUAAUCAUUGUGGCUUUAAGCAGGUGGACAAAAUCAUUCUUGAGUUCUUCUUAAUCCAUUAGUCGUCGGUUACCCCUGGUGUUUGACUUUAACUGUCAUUCUCGGUCUGGAUAUCUUCACCGUUUCACCCCCCUGAGACUGUACACGUGGCAUUCGCAACAGCUUGAAACCACCCGGAAUCAAGACCUUCGGGUUUUUAGGUCUGCGUGUGAAAUACGUUUGAGUUUGUACAUAUAACAUAUCCCAGUCUACAUCUCAAAACCUAUAGAUUAAACAUUAUAAUGACUAGUGGUAAAGUUUGUGUUAUAUCAACUGAUAUUGGAAAAAAACAACGAUAUCUCACAUUCACAUACAGCCACACAGGAAUAUCAGCGUGGUCCAAUUUUCAGCAUCAAAAAGCAAUAGAAAUUUGAACGGUUUCAGUUACGUCUACCAUUAUAAUGCAUCAGCCAUUUACCAUUAAAACCCUUAGGAAAUGGUCUUUACAGACCAUUACUGUGAUGCCGUGUGGGUUCAUGUGUGAUGUUGAGAGAUGUUAUCUCACUGUAGCUCUUGAAGAAAAACUACAGGAAACCACAGUUGCAGUAUUUGAUCCCCAACUGCCUGGAUACAUCACCCAAAAAAAAAAGUUCUUUUCUCACCUUUUAGUCGUUCCAAAUCUGUAUACAUUUCUUUGUUCUUCUGAUGAACACAAAGAAAGAUAUUUGGAAGAAUGGUUAUAAGCGAACAGUUCUUGGCCACCAUUGACUCCCAUAGUAGGAAAAAUUACUUGUAUCUUGAGAUAUUAAGGACAACAAACAGUUCUGCGGCACUUUUGACUACCAUUGUCAUUUUCCUACUAUGGUAGUCAAUGGGUCCAAGAACUGUUUGGUUUCAAGCAUUCUUCCAAAUAUCUUUCUCUGUGUUCGACCAAACAAAUAAAUGAAUACAAGUUUGGAACAACUGGAGAGUGAGUAAUUCAAGACAGAGUUUCCAUUUUUGGGGGAAGUAUCACUAUGAUGACUCUGGAGGAGAGCUUCAUGGGCGGAAUGAAAUUUUAUGGAGGGUUAGUUUGCAGUCAGUGACUGUAACAGGAAGGGAGAUCCUUUCCAUUGUAGUCGCUGAAUCACAGACCCUCCCACAACUGCCUGUGCUCAUUUCUGCAACCUUGAACCCAUUACUGGAUACACAUUCUAUGAAUUCUUCAUAGAAGGUUAAUCCGUGCGAGUGGUGUUUAAUGUUGAAACUGGUGAUCCAUUGAGCUAUGAAUGUUUGCGAAUGUACUUGUUAUGGAUAGAGUGAGCAGAACGGCUUCUUCGAGCUUUAUUCUAAUGUUGACUUGUUUGUUGGACAUUUCUCUUUUUUGCAGAUAUUACCCUACUCUACCCUAUUUAAUACUAGAUUUGUCACUGAUGUAUAGUUAUCAAUAUUAGUAUUGAACAGAAUUACCCAUUCGGAUGAUCAAAUUGUGGAUGGUUUCGUUCCGUGUCAGUCAGAUCCUGAGCUCUACAUGCGUGUCUAUACAGCUAUUGCAGUUCUGUCGUACUCGUUAUCACAGUCAUUAUAUCAUUCAUAAUUAUAAGUUAUGAAUCAGGCAAGCAUCACUUUGCCUACAGAAGAAAGUGUUUUCGUGGAGUCGGAAACACUCCCAACAUCUCAACCGGUGGCCUGGAUCCUCACUAACACAAGCCAGAUGUUGUGUGUGACGGAUAGAUUCCCUUCCCCCUGCUGUUGUAAUGCAAACAGUUCAGCCACACCCUCAGAAACACCUACGUUCGGCUGAUGCAUGUGCUCCUUAACUCAGUGUUUGUCUGUCGGAGAAUACAGCGGAUUAAAGGCGGCGCUCCUGCAGGGAAUGUAAAGUCUGCUCUGCACUGGACGAAAAGGAAGGAUAACAGAUGCAUGUGAGGCGUUUGUAAGGCAGCCGUCUCAGGAUGACGAGCGCAGGAGAAAGCGUCCAUGUGUGAUGUUCCACCUCUCUCCUGCGCGCUGCGGGGCUGGUAUGAAUAAAGUCAUGCUGUGGUCGGAGGAGACGGUCUCUGUCUGGCUGACGGAUCAGGGCUUGCAGGAAUACGCUGAACCUUUGAGGAACUGUGACGGAGCGGCUUUGCUAAAUCUCACCGCAGAUGAUUUCCAGAGACCCCCGCUCUCCAGGGUCACGUCGGACGGCGGCAGGCACCUCCUGGAAAAGAUGGAGACGCUCAAGAUGGAACAUCAAAUCGACGCGCACAAGAACGGACACGCCAACGUGCACGUGGUCAUGAGUCAUGAUGGGAACGCCGGCAAGGUUUUGAGGAACGGUGCUGCAAACGGCUUCCAUAAAGAGCUGGUGAAGAUCACCAUACCUGAAGCCACUUCUCCUCAGUUCCCCGCUGAGUGGGGGAAGACGGCGGUGGCCCUCGUGUACGCUUUAUUCUGCUUCGUGAUGACCACCGUCAUCAUUUCGGUGGUCCACGAGCGCGUGCCUCCUAAGGAGGAAACUCCGCCGCUCCCUGACAAGUUCUUUGACAUUUUUGAGCGAGUGGAGUGGGCCUUCACCGUGUGUGAGAUAAACGGAAUUAUUCUGAUUAUCCUGUGGAUUAUACAGUGGAGUCUCCUGAAACACAAGUCAAUCGUGGGUCGGCGUUUUUGCUUCAUCGUGGGGACGCUGUACCUGUACAGAUGCAUCACCAUGUACGUCACGACUCUUCCAGUGCCCGGCCUGCACUUCAGAUGCUCUCCUAAGGUGCAUGGCGACUGGGAGUCUCAGAUGCGACGGGUGAUGAAGAUGAUCGCUGGAGGGGGUUUGACCAUCACCGGCUCUCAUAACCUGUGUGGAGAUUACCUGUACAGCGGUCACACGGUCAUGCUGACACUGACCUAUCUCUUCAUGAAAGAGUAUUCUCCCAGAAGGUUUUGGUGGUACCAGUGGGGCUGCUGGACUCUGUCUGCGGUGGGAGUGUUUUGCAUUUUGCUCGCUCAUGAUCACUACACCAUCGAUGUUGUUGUGGCCUACUUCAUCGCCACGCGGCUCUUCUGGUGGUAUCACACUAUGGCCAACCAGCAGGUGCUCAAAGAGUCGGCCCAGACCAACUUUUUUACCCGAGUGUGGUGGUACCGAUUUUUCCAGUACCUGGAGGAGAACGUUCCCGCCGUCGUUCCUCGCAGAUUUGUGAUGUCCUUCUCCUGUAGGUCGCUGCCGUGGGGACACGUGAAGUACACGCGAAUAGACUCAGACUGACUGCGAUCAUGCCAGCGUUUGGAAGAGGCUCUCCACUACUUACGCCCAAAGUGCCAGGAGAUGGUGUCCCGGGCGUCCGCAUGGGACUGAUAUUCAGACCUUGGAACUACGUCUUAGCGUUUAUGGGGACGAGAACAGUUUUGGCUUUAUGAUAACUGUUGACAAGACUCCAGGCCAAACCAGACACGGUCAAGUCAUUGUCGUCUCUCUGGUUGUGUUUCUGGAUAUUGCACAUGGCACAAUGAUGCAUUGCACAACAGCACCAACAAACGGCUGUUCACAACACAACCGAGCCAAAAAUGCCAAGAGUUUUCUGAAUAACUUGAUUAUGUUUAAUCUAAUAAUGUUCUGCCCCGUUUAUAUGCACAAAGAUAUUUUUGUUAACCCAAGUAGAAGGUUACAUUUUUCUACCAGACAACACGUGCUGUCGCAGGAGUAUCAUUUUUUUAUAUCGAGACCUACAGAUGAUGUAUUUUGUUUGAAUAAUCCGAUGUUCCUCAAGUGCCUUACUGAUCAGUUUAAACAGUGUUCAGCUGUUAUCGUGUAUUCGUGGUGUCAGUGUUUGGGACCGCUAGCUGCCAGUGUCGGCAUCUCCAUAUGCUUGAAUCAGAAGUGUCUCUUCAUCAACGAAUGUAAAGAGCCAGUUCUGUUCCACCAACAAAGCUAAUCCACACGUCCUUAACCAUUUCUCACACAUAAGGUGUUUUCAGUGUAUUUAUUUAUGUUUUGACACGUGACCUGAGUUUUGCUGAGUCCGAGAGUUUUGAUUCGUUCACGUGUCUGUGAUUCUCUCACAGGCCAGAACUUACUAUCUGUCCGUCGACUACUAAAUACCACAAGCUGCUAACCAUGAUGUAAUUGGGCCUGUUUCGUUGACCCACAAAAUAAAUGUCAAAUAUUAGCACAACAUGACUUUGUUUCUUUACAAUUGACCUUUUUUAUUUGCAAUGCUUAUCACGUGUAAAGUGUGUGCAUAAUUAUUGAUUUUCUUAACAUAUUUUUUACCAGGCACAUUUUACAGUUCUUCACCACAUCAGUCAAUUCAUCAAUUAAUUGUGUAUAUAAUACUUUAUAAGUGAUAGCAAAGGCUUUGUAUCUAGAAUGAUUGGGUAUUAUUUCUUUUACAGGUAUAAUGAGUCAAAAAAGGCAUUUAAUAUAUACCAAAUAAAUAAUAAAUACUUAAUUUGCUAGCUAUUAUAUAUUACUAAUAAAUGAUUAUAAACAAAAUGUUUAUGUAAAAUGUGCCUGGAAAGAAAUAUGACCAGAAAAUCAACUGUACACUGUACACUAUAUGCCUCAAAUACUGCAAAGUUCAGAUUCACUGUAAGAAAUACAACAGUAAUAUUUCUACAUGUAUUUAGGAAAAGUUCAAACAUUGUUUUUUAUGGAUUUUUCUCAGUUUCCAUGUGUCUUGUCAUGCUGUCAGUCUUUCACAUUGCUGUUGGAUGACUUUGUCACUCAUGAGGUUUGAUUUUAUUAAACUUCAUUAGACACUGGACUGAAAUGGACACAAUACGUCUAGAAAUGCUGAUUAAAUGAAACUUUGGAAUGGUCUCUUAAUUUUUAUUACGGCUGUAUAUAUAUAUACAGUGCCUUGCAAAUAUUCACAUGACAUAUAUUGUAAAACUACUGAAAUUUCAUUCUGUUUGAUAUUUCAUUUUAAAAUACUAAAACUGAAUUACUAUAAAGUGAUGUUGAAUUUAUAUAAAAAAAUAUUUGUGAAAAAUAAAGAAGUGAUGUUGGAAAUUUU